Messenger RNA from Elgaria multicarinata webbii, 1003 nucleotides. Its product is annotated as synaptosomal-associated protein 25-like. Gene Ontology annotation, molecular function: SNAP receptor activity; syntaxin-1 binding; voltage-gated potassium channel activity. Lineage: Eukaryota; Metazoa; Chordata; Lepidosauria; Squamata; Anguidae. The transcript is spliced from 8 exons. Gene Ontology annotation, biological process: synaptic vesicle fusion to presynaptic active zone membrane; exocytosis; synaptic vesicle priming. Bases 153 to 779 code for a protein of 208 amino acids. The record is from RefSeq and is a predicted model, not a curated record. Gene Ontology annotation, cellular component: SNARE complex; plasma membrane.
CUCCAUCCCCAAGCGAUGCCUUGGUGCUGAUGAAGGAGGAAAGAAAGAAGCGAAGCCAGCAGUCUGGACAGAAGGACAAACAGAAGACCGUGGAGUCGUCCACACAAGGGAAAUCCCCUCCCUCCCACUACACUUCUCUGUAGGAUCCCAAGAUGGCAGCCAAUGGUGUGGCGGGAUGUGAAUGUGAAAACGUUGAACAGCGCAUCCACCAGGUCAACAAUGAGUCUUUGGAGAGCACCAGGCGGAUGCUACAGCUGGUAGACGAGAGCAAAGACGCUGGAAUUCGAACUUUGGUCAUGCUGGAUGAUCAGGGAGAGCAGCUUGACCGAAUUGAGGACGGCUUAGACCAGAUCAUCCAGGAUAUGAAGGAGGCAGAGAAGAACCUCACAGACAUGGCCAAGUGCUGUGGCCUCUUCGUCUGUCCUUGUGCCAAGUUAAAGAACUUAAAAGCCAUGGAGGCCAACAAGGCAGCGGCCAGCAGCGACCAGGACAAGGUGGUCUCCCGGCAGCCUUGCGUGGUGGCCGACGGCAACCAAAUGGUCAUGAGUGGACCCUUCAUCCAGAGGGUAAUGAAAGACGAUGUGGAGGAAGAGAUCGAACAGAACUUGACUCAAGUGGACAGCAUGCUAAGCAACCUUCGCAGCAUGGCCGUGGAUAUGAGCAACGAAAUCGACGUCCAGAGCAAGCAAGUGGACAACAUCAAAGACAAGGCCAAUGCUAAUGUGAUCAGCAUCAACGCAGCCAACAAUCAAACCACCAAGAUGCUGAAAAAAGCCUGACGUGUUCUCCAGCCACCCCUCGCCCCCACCCCCACGACGACGACAAGAACGACGCCUUCCACCCUACACCCAGAGUGGAUGGUUUCGAAUCACGGCAUUCCAAUCCAGUUUUCCAUUCCGAACCUCGUCCAUUUCCUGAACAGGCAUGCAUGCUUACUGGUUGCCAAAAUGACGAUUCAAACUCCUUGGUUUGCAGCUAAGUAGAGCCGUAAUACAAGCGACGA